AUGGCGGCCAGCACGGCGGCGCUGCAGCUCUCCAAGAAGAUCUACUCGUCCAUGUGCUGGACUCCCGGCCGCCUCUCCCUGGAAGAGGACGCCUUCCCUGCCUCCUCGAAAAGGCCGCGCGGAGCGCUGCGGUCGGCGGCGGCCGUCGGCAUCGACAGGCGCGCGCGGCCAGAGGGCGCCUGCGUCGGCUGUUGGCGGCAGUUCGCCCGCGGACGCCGACCAGCGCGCGCCACGGGGGCAGUGCCCGGCUCCGCAGGUGCUCGCCCGCCGUCGCGUCGCCCGCGCCGCCCCCGGCACGUGACCCCCUCCCCGCCCCCCGUGCCUGCCGCGCCGGGUGUGUGCCGUGUCCGCUGCGUGAGUGCCGUUGACGCGAGUGCGUGCUGGGCUGCGUGCCCGGCGCGGAGGGUGCAUUUAUGCGCGUGGGAGCAGGAGACGAUGCCCGACGCCGCCCCGCGCAGCCAUGAAGAAGCCCAAGGAGGCGGCUGCCCCAGGCCGCAGGGUUCGGCAUCGCGCCUCCGCCUCGCUCCGCCUCCGCUCCGCAUCCGCCUCCGCCUCCGCUCCGCGCUCCGCCUCGCCUCGGCGCCUCCGCCCGCCCUAGGUGAGAACGUCUCAUGCCGCGUGCCGGCCCCGCCCGCCCCGCGCCGGCCCCCGCCCGCCCCCGCCCGCCACCGCACCGCCACGGCCACGGCCAACGCACCGCACCGCUUACGGCACCGGCCCCGCGCUGCACGCAUUUACCCGCGCCUCCGCCGCUGUCGCUUCGGUUCUCACCUUUGCCUCCCUGGCGAGGCCGUCACUGUUGCACUCAGUUUCAGCUGCAUCCUCUUUACCUCUUUCACUCGAUCUCCCCGCCACCUCCUUCUCCACCCCGCCCACUCGUCCACGUUAGCCUCCAGCACUGACCCUUCCUCCUCUUUCUCGGCCUCCACCUCCCCCACCCCAAUAGAUAAUAGUAUUGCCAAUUUCAAACCUGAGAAAGUGUUUAAGCAAGCGUGCUGGAAUUUGUAA
Gryllus bimaculatus (two-spotted cricket) is the source of this 1008-nucleotide messenger RNA. The record is from the annotation of a GenBank genome assembly. NCBI's taxonomy places the organism in Eukaryota, Metazoa, Arthropoda, Insecta, Orthoptera, Gryllidae.